Messenger RNA from Acanthosepion pharaonis, 1056 nucleotides. The record is from the annotation of a GenBank genome assembly. NCBI's taxonomy places the organism in Eukaryota, Metazoa, Mollusca, Cephalopoda, Sepiida, Sepiidae.
AUGUCAAUGCGUGUCUUUCAAUUCUACGUAUUUUUAUUUCUGUUAAUAUUUUUUUUUAUCUAUCUAUCUAUCUAUCUAUCUAUCUAUCUAUCUAUCUAUCUAUCUCAGCAUCAGCAGCAAGCGGGCCAAUUAAGCAGGACGAAGGCGACGAUCUUCCCGGCUGCAGAUUACACUCGUCAUCAUUCCAGGGUGCGUGGCGUCAAUGUUACGGAGAAUUUUGCGUCUCUCGAACAAAUCUUCCUUACUCUUUUACGCUUUCUUCUUGUUUUUCUUCGUUCUCUGCUACAUGCUCACUUGAACGAAUUAAGGAUGUCGCGGAGAAACGAAGGCGGGAAAAAAGAUAUAUUUUUCCCGCCUUGGUUCCUCCGCAACCUCCUUAACUCAUUCCUUCUUUCUCCCUUUCCUUAUUUCCUUCUCCCAUUCAUUCAUUCAUUCAUUCAUUCAUUCCUUCCUUCCUUCAUUCCUUCCUUCCUUCCUUCCUUCCGCUCUCAUUUCUGCUCCUUUUCAUUUAUCUUCUUUCUUUCUUUCUUUUUUCUUUCUUUCUUUUUUCUAGCCUUUAUUUCUCUUUCUUUUCAUUUAUCCUUCUCUUUUCCUCUUUCUUUCAUUCCAUCUCCUCCAUUGCUUCCUUCUUUUCUUUUUCCUUUUUCCCUAGUAAGAAUCAAUGUUUUUUGUUUGUUGGUUGAUUUUUUUUCGCAUUUCUUUCAUGUUUUCUUUCCCUUUUUUUCACUUACAAUUUAUCCUUUUCCUCCUUUUUGCCUCUUUUCCUUCCUCUGUUCAUAUUCUUUGUCUCUUCUUUUCUUUUUCUUAUACUCUUCUCACUGCCUUCCUUCACUCAUUUCUUCUUUGAUUUUGAUCUUUUCUUUCUCGCUUUACCCGACUCCGUUUCUUUUUAAAUUCUUCCUCAUUGGCGUUCAGCCGUUAUCUUCUUUGUUUUUCCCUUCAUCUCUUUCACUCUCAUUCUUUCUCCCUUCACCAAUCCCUCACUUGGUUCUUUCUCUCUGUCUAUCUCUCUUUCUGUCUCUGUCUCUCUCUCUAUCUCUCUAUCUUUGUUUCUGA